Glycine soja is the source of this 735-nucleotide messenger RNA. Its product is annotated as zinc finger protein 4-like. The transcript has a single exon. Bases 1 to 735 code for a protein of 244 amino acids. The record is from RefSeq and is a predicted model, not a curated record. Lineage: Eukaryota; Viridiplantae; Streptophyta; Magnoliopsida; Fabales; Fabaceae. Gene Ontology annotation, biological process: negative regulation of abscisic acid-activated signaling pathway.
AUGUCGGAUGAACUUCUUGUUGGAGGUGUUGAGAGUAGAAAGCUUAAACGUAAGAUUGAGGAGGCAUCUUCCACAGAUGUAAUAGAUUCAGAGUUCGUAUUGUCUCUAAGUCUUGGCAAUAACAAAAUGGUUGGUGAAUCCUCAUCUAAUUUCUUAUGCAAGUCAUUGAAAAGCCAUCAGGAGUCACCAGGUUUUGCUUCAAAACUUGUGGAAAACAUCAAUAAUCAUGUGAUUAUGCCUAAGCAGCGCCAAUUCUCCUGCAAGUUUUGUGAUAAGAAAUUUUCAAGCUCUCAAGCUUUGGGGGGACACCAAAAUGCUCACAAGCGUGAAAGAGUUAUAUCAAGGAUGGAUAAAGACAUGGAAACUUUUGGACUUGGUGCUCACAUGUGCUCAUACUCAUCUAUUCCUCAUCAUCACCCCUUUCAUGGACCAACACCCCUUUAUUAUGGGGCUAACAUGCACCCCAUGGCUCACAUGUCGGCCAUGCCUUGGCCAAAUUUUGUACUUGACUUUGGCAACCAAGGAUUGCGCACCACAUCCAUCUCAGGGAAACGAUUUGGGAUGGCCAACCCUUGGGGUAUAGCUGCUGAAACUCCACCUAAUGUGCAUCGUAGGGAUGUGGGAUUUAAUGUUGAGCAUAAUCAAGUUCCUUCACUUGAUAUAGCUCAUAGAGCUGCAAUGGCUCGUUCUGGCCUUAGUGGCCUUUUGGGAAAUCAAUAUACUAGAAACCAAUAG